GCAGCCGGGACUCGGGACCUUGGCAGGAGAAACUGAGAUGUGACCCCCUCCGACUGCCCAUUGCCCUCUUUGGCAUCCUGCCUGCUUCUCCCACUUCCUCUCCCACUCCACGGCCCCACUGGACAGCGAGCGUUUGCCUCGAUCUCCGGGGAGAGAGGAGCGGCCACCAGGCGCACAGCCGGGCAGAAGUUGGGCUCAGCUGGGCAGCGCUGAUCCGGCUGCGCCAGUGGGGUAGGCUAGGAAGUGGGAGAGGAGGGCGCAGUAGAGGAUCUGGGAGAUAGGGCUUUGAGUGGGCUUUUCCUGCUCCCCCGGCCCCGGGGUCGGGGCAGGGGGAGAAAUGCUGAGCCAGCGCCUAGGUGAUCGCCGCCGCGACAGCAGCCUCAGCAACAGCUUCAGCAUCAGCACCGGCGGGACAGCGACAGCGGGGGCGGCGCAGGCGCACUGUGCCCCGCGGAGCCUGCAGUUCCCGAGCCCCGUGUGCGGCACCGCCACAGUCUGGGCAGCGGCGGCCGGGGGAGCGCUACUACCAUGAACUGCCUGGUCCUCCUCCCCAGAGCUGCUCAUCCGGGUCGGGCUGGAGACACAGUCAGGGGACCCCGUCGCCGCCGCCGCGCCCCCUCUUCUUUCGGCUCGAUCUUCUCUUCCACCUUUUCCUCUUCUUCCUCCACCUUCUCUUCCUGCGUUCCCCCCUCCCCCGCCGCGGAUCCUGGCCGCUGCUCUCCAGACCCAGGAUGCCGGGGGGCAAGAGAGGGCUGGUGGCACCACAGAACACAUUUUUGGAGAACAUCGUCAGGCGCUCCAGCGAGAAAAAAGGGGCCCAGGAAAGAAGAAAACAGAAAAGGCAGUAUUUUAUGAACCACUUAACCUUCAAGAGAAGAAAAUCGAGUUUCUUACUGGGAAAUGCCCAGAUUGUGGAUUGGCCUGUAGUUUAUAGUAAUGACGGUUUUUGCAAACUCUCUGGGUAUCAUCGAGCUGACGUCAUGCAGAAAAGUAGCACUUGCAGUUUUAUGUAUGGAGAAUUGACUGACAAGAAAACCAUUGAGAAAGUCAGGCAGACUUUUGACAACUACGAGUCAAACUGCUUUGAAGUUCUUUUGUACAAGAAAAACAGAACCCCUGUUUGGUUUUAUAUGCAAAUUGCACCAAUAAGAAAUGAACAUGAAAAGGUGGUUUUGUUCCUAUGCACUUUCAAGGACAUUACGUUGUUCAAACAGCCAAUAGAGGAUGAUUCAACAAAAGGUUGGACAAAAUUUGCCCGAUUGACACGGGCUUUGACAAAUAGCCGAAGUGUUUUGCAACAGCUCACGCCAAUGAAUAAAACAGAGGUGGUCCACAAACAUUCAAGACUAGCUGAAGUUCUUCAGCUGGGAUCAGAUAUCCUUCCUCAGUACAAGCAAGAAGCGCCAAAGACGCCACCACACAUUAUUUUACACUAUUGUGCUUUUAAAACAACUUGGGAUUGGGUGAUUUUAAUUCUUACCUUCUACACCGCCAUUAUGGUUCCUUAUAAUGUGUCCUUCAAAACGAAGCAGAACAACAUAGCCUGGCUGGUGCUGGACAGUGUGGUGGAUGUUAUUUUUCUGGUUGACAUUGUUUUAAAUUUUCACACGACCUUUGUGGGACCUGGUGGAGAGGUCAUUUCUGACCCCAAGUUGAUCAGGAUGAACUAUCUGAAAACUUGGUUUGUGAUCGAUCUGUUGUCUUGUUUACCUUAUGACAUCAUCAAUGCCUUUGAAAAUGUUGAUGAGGGAAUCAGCAGUCUCUUCAGUUCUUUAAAAGUGGUGCGUCUCUUGCGACUGGGCCGUGUUGCCAGGAAAUUGGACCAUUACCUAGAGUAUGGAGCAGCGGUCCUUGUGCUCCUGGUGUGUGUGUUUGGACUAGUUGCUCACUGGCUGGCCUGCAUAUGGUACAGCAUUGGGGACUAUGAGGUCAUCGAUGAAGUCACAAACACCAUCCAAAUAGACAGUUGGCUCUACCAGCUGGCCUUGAGCAUUGGGACUCCGUAUCGAUACAAUACCAGUGCAGGGAUAUGGGAAGGAGGACCCAGCAAGGAUUCACUGUAUGUGUCCUCUCUCUACUUUACCAUGACAAGCCUUACAACCAUAGGAUUUGGAAACAUAGCUCCUACCACAGAUGUGGAAAAGAUGUUUUCCGUGGCCAUGAUGAUGGUUGGCUCUCUUCUUUAUGCAACUAUUUUUGGAAAUGUUACCACAAUUUUCCAGCAAAUGUAUGCCAACACCAACCGGUACCAUGAGAUGCUGAAUAAUGUACGGGACUUUCUGAAACUCUAUCAGGUCCCCAAAGGCCUUAGUGAACGAGUCAUGGAUUAUAUUGUCUCAACGUGGUCUAUGUCAAAAGGCAUUGACACAGAAAAGGUCCUCUCCAUCUGUCCCAAGGACAUGAGAGCUGAUAUCUGUGUUCAUCUAAACCGGAAGGUUUUUAAUGAGCAUCCUGCUUUUCGAUUGGCCAGCGACGGGUGUCUGCGCGCCUUGGCGGUAGAGUUUCAAACUAUUCACUGUGCUCCUGGGGACCUCAUUUACCAUGCUGGAGAAAGUGUGGAUGCCCUCUGCUUUGUGGUGUCAGGAUCCUUGGAAGUCAUCCAGGAUGAUGAGGUGGUGGCUAUUUUAGGGAAAGGGGAUGUAUUUGGAGACAUCUUCUGGAAGGAAACCACCCUUGCUCAUGCCUGUGCCAAUGUCCGAGCACUGACAUACUGUGACCUCCACAUCAUCAAGCGAGAAGCCUUGCUUAAAGUCCUGGACUUUUAUACAGCUUUUGCAAACUCAUUCUCAAGGAAUCUCACUCUUACUUGCAAUCUAAGGAAACGGAUCAUUUUCCGCAAAAUCAGUGAUGUGAAGAAAGAAGAGGAGGAGCGCCUCAGACAAAAGAAUGAGGUCACCCUCAGCAUCCCCGUGGACCACCCAGUAAGAAAGCUCUUCCAGAAGUUCAAGCAGCAGAAGGAGCUGCGGAAUCAGGGGUCAACGCAGAGUGACCCUGAGCGGAACCAGCUGCAGGUAGAAAGCCGCUCUUUACAGAAUGGAGCCUCCAUCACUGGCACCAGUGUGGUCACCGUGUCACAGAUUACGCCCAUUCAGACAUCUCUGGCCUAUGUGAAAACCAGCGAGUCCCUCAAACAAAACAACCGUGAUGCCAUGGAACUCAAGCCCAGUGGCGGUGCUGACCCCAAAUGUCUCAAAGUCAACAGCCCCAUAAGAAUGAAGAAUGGAAAUGGAAAAGGGUGGCUGCGACUCAAGAAUAAUAUGGGAGCCCAUGAGGAGAAGAAGGAAGACUGGAAUAAUGUCACUAAAGCUGAGUCGAUGGGGCUACUGUCCGAGGACCCCAAGGGCAGUGAUUCAGAGAACAGCGUCACCAAAAAUCCAUUAAGAAAAACAGAUUCUUGUGACAGUGGGAUUACAAAAAGUGACCUUCGUUUGGAUAAGGCUGGGGAGGCGCGAAGUCCGCUAGAGCAUAGCCCCAUCCAGGCUGAUGCCAAGCACCCCUUUUAUCCCAUCCCUGAGCAGGCCUUACAGACCACACUGCAGGAAGUCAAACAUGAACUCAAAGAGGACAUUCAGCUGCUAAGCUGCAGAAUGACUGCCCUGGAGAAGCAGGUGGCAGAAAUUUUAAAAAUACUUUCAGAAAAAAGUGUGCCCCCGACCUCUUCUCCCAAAUCCCAAAUGCCGCUCCAAGUACCUCCCCAAAUACCGUGUCAGGAUAUUUUUAGUGUUUCAAGGCCUGAGACACCUGAAUCUGACAAAGAUGAUAUCCACUUUUAAUAUAUAUAUAUAUAUACACAUAUAUAUUUGUUAAUAUGUUAAAAAUAGUAUAUACAUCUAUAUACAUAUGUGUGUAUAUACAGUAUAUACAUAUAUAUAUAUAUUUUCACUUGCUUUCAAUAUGAUGAACACAAUAUGGAUUUUGAUAUGUAAAUAUUGCAUGUCCAGCUGGAUUCUGGCCUGCCAAAGAAGAUAAUUAUUAAAAACAUAGAUCUCGCUUGUAUAUUAUGCAGUUGACUGCAUGUACGCUUUACAUUUAUUUAUAAUCUCUAUAAUUUUAAAAGGUAUGAUUUUUGUUAACCAAGGCAAUGUAAUAGUUAAAGAAUCAGGGUCCAACCUGCCAAUGUUGCCAUGACAAAUUUGAUCUCAGGCCGACUAUAUUGAGCUGUCAUUUCCUCACUCUUCUGUUAAGUUAAAAUUAUAAAUUAAUGCCAAGGAAGCAUUCAACACUUUAAAAUGUUAGUGCCAUUUUGUGAUCCCUUUCCAUAGGCUAUUUUUCUGUAACUUAGUGUUAGGUUAUUUUCCCCAAUAGACAGUGUUUGCUCCAUUUAAAUGACUGUUUUGUUGCCUCAGUCAGAUAGCAGUGUGGGAUGCUGAGAACUUACUGCUAUGGGGUUUGUGCAUGAAUUGCAUUUUUGCUCAACUAUACCUCUCCUUUUUUAACAUUAUACUUAGAUAGUAAUCAUAAACUCUUAUGUAAGGAUAUCCCUACUCCCUCUGUCUUGAAUAACAGCCACCAUCUUAUAAGCUGAUUUUAUCAACCCCAUAAAUAUGAAACUAUUAAUAUAGUGUAUAUUAUAGAAAUACUGCAUCACAGGGUAAAAGGGCCUUUUAACAACUCAUGUUAGAGAUGGUGAUUUUCCAAAGGUGAUGAAUGUUCUAAAUUUGUUUUUUUAAAACUUGUUCAAGGGUGAAGUUAAAAGGCUCUUAGCAAAGAAACAAGCAAACAAAAUACAUUUAAGUAAUCAUAUCAAAAAUUAAACUAGAAUGAUAUAAAAUAAAAAAGAAUAUAAAUAGACAAGUUUUUGUAGCUUAUUCGUGACUUAGAAAGAAUGAAACACGGGUACAGAAUUGUUCACACCUGAUUCUUAACUGCUUAUAGAGGUAAUACAUGAAAUGUGGUUAGAAAAAAAAGAAAACUAAAUAGUAGACGUUAAGUUGCUCAACUCAGACAACUGCUUUUCUAUAAUUUUCUUCUGGUUACAAUUUUCUAAAGCUUUUUUUGCACACAGUUCUACUGCUGGACUUCUGCUGAGUUGAUACAAUAGACUACCACAGCUCAGACAGAUCCGCUCAUGAAAGGGGGGUACUAAAGACUGAAUUUCAGAGUCUUUUGGGCCACAAAUUCUCUUCUUAGAAAGUGCCUAUUAUCAACCAAAAAAAAAAGUAACAAAAGGCUGUGUAUAGCUAGACUCUUAAAUGCUGUGUAUUGAGAAUAAAAUGCACACUCAUUUGUGAGAAACUAGAAAACUUUAUUUCUUUUGACUAAAGUUUACUUUAUAAAGUUGAUCAGAGAGGCAUACUUUUAAAUUGCUGCAUGCAUGACAUUUAGCAGUGGGAGCAGGGCAGUUAAUGUUUGCAUCAAGUUGAAAAUAUAUAGCAGUAAUUUGUAUAUUAUUACAUAUAUGACCAUCUGUACAUAUAUGUUAACAUACACAAGAUGAUAGCAAAAUCAAAGGAGAUAUUUUGAUGUACUGUACCCAUUUUUAUGAGCUUUUUAAACUAUCUCUGAGGAUCCCCAAACAAAAGCAACAGAACUGAAAAACAAGUUACGACCAUCAGACUGGAGAAGUGAAAAAACAAAGUGAUUUAUAAAAACAGUUGAUAUUUUAGAAUUUCUAUUAGAGGUUCUUCACAUGCCCACAAGAUGUGCCUCUUUAAUCCAGGAGUCUCAGAACAGAUGUUAUCUGCCAUGGGUUCCAUUUUCCUUUCUUUGUGCCCAUAACUUCCAUUUCUCAAAAUGGAAGUUUUCAGGGGAACACAUCUCCAUGCUAUGCUACAAUAUCUACCUACCAUAGGCACAAGACAAUGAGGUAACCAUGGUGUAAGAAAUCAACAUUGAAAUUGAGACUCUGUUGCUUUUAUGAUGAGGAUGGUACCUUUUUCUUGACUUCAGAUGUUUAUUGAAUUUCAGGGUAUUUUCUAUUUAACCAUGUAUGAGACAAGCUUGGCUAAGCUUUCAAAGUGCGUGGUAAAAAUAAUCUGAGUACAGAAAUGUUUAGUUUAACUUUAGCCAUGUGCUUCAGAAAUACCAGUUGGUGUAAAGGUAUGAGUGACUGUGAAGCAGCAGGGCAGUUUGUAAUUGUGAUCCAUGCCUUUGCUUAUUAGUGUUGCUAAUAUCUGCUGUGUUCUGACAUUGACUCAGAGCUUCAUCCAAUUGACCUACAAUAUCGAUGUUCAUAUAUAGAGGAAAGAACCUUAUACUUUAGAACUACUUCAGGUUGUCACAAAAAAGGGAAGAGUAUCGGUUGCUUAUUUAUGGUGCAGUUAUCACAGUAUUCUUUUCCAGCCACCUCUGUUCCUGUGUGCAUGAUAUGAUGAAGUGCUGAAUGCACUCUGCUGUUUUCAGAAGGAAUGCAUGUGUUCAGCUAACAUUGUAUAUAGAGUAGUCUUUUAGGUUUCCAGAUUCCACAACUCUUUCCAGUCAAACUUACUCAGAUUUGAAUGAGGGGUGAGCACUUGCUUUAAUACGUGCAGUAAUGAUACAGUCAUGUUCUGUGUUGCCUCAACCAGCACAUAGACAGUAGAUUCUCUUUUGGGGGACCAGAUGACUGCAUGUUUUAUUCUUAUACUGUAUAGAUGCUCUCAGUGCAUCCAGAGUAAACUUUUGUAUUAUUAUCUUUCUGAACAAUGGAAUAAUAGGAGUAAAUAGAUAUGUAUUUAAAAUUUGAACAUUUUCCAAAGCAACUUAUACACCUUCAAUAUUUUUCUAUGAUAAUGUAUAAGAUCAGAUGCUGUACCCUGGACAGGUGGUUGUAAUGUACUGUGAUAACAGAAGUCAAACAAAAACGGAAAUGUGAGCUGCAUAUCAUAAUGACAAGUUUUAUCAGUCUGUAUUAGGAUAUUAUUGCACUAAAUGUGAUCUAGUAAAUAGAGGAGCUUAUGAUAAAAGGCAAAUAGGAACAUGAAAGGCAGAUGACAAUGCCAAAGCUGCUCGUGUCCCACAUUGACAUAAAUAGUCUUUAGAAUGGUCCAGGCAUAGACGUUGAAUAGAGACACAUACUUCAUUGUUAAAAUGGAAAAUUUUUAUUAUGACACUGGUUUCAUCUUACAUUAAGUGUAGAAGUACGAAUGUCCUAAGUAUUCAGUUAAAAAAUUAUGUAGAUCAGAACAAGAGAAUUAGAAAAUUUGGGGUUUUAAAUUGCUCCUAAGAACAAAUAUAUACUCUGAGAGUACCCAGCACUUUAAAAAUAUUAAUUAUGACCACUAAUUAAACUGCAUUUUGAAAGUUAAUCUUAUUUGAGCCCAAAUGAAAACCGGAGCUUUCUGCCCUUAAAUUUAAGGAGAUUUGGUUCACCUGUGAGAUCUGACCCAUAUGCUGUUCUAUUUUAAAUAAAUUCUUUUAGAAACCUGUUUUUAAAAAAGUUAGUCUUCAGAACAGUGACUGUUUUUGAAGUGUGCAGUGGCUGACACUAGUGAAAUUAUUUGUCAUAUCCCUAAUAAAUUCCACUAUCUUUUAAGAUAUCUAUCUCUUUUCCAAAAUUUUAUGUAGGUAAUAAGAAAAUUUGUCUAGAAUGUACAUAUCAUACAUGAAUAACUUUAAAGUAAGAAUAUUUUGUAACCACGUGAAUGUUGUGUUUCAUACUUUGUUAUGAUAAGUGUAUUUCUCUUGUGGUCUAGACGGAAAGGGAGAGAAGAAAGAACAACUUUUUGGAAAACUAGAAUUCAAGCCUAGGAUGAAUAUCUGAGCUCUGUCUUGGAUUCCACAUCUAGCUUUGCCACAGUCACACUGUAACUUUGGGCAAGUUAACUGUUUUUUGGUGUAUCAGGGGCUUCAGUUUCCCUACUGAUAAAUAAUACAAUGAAGGUAAGAACUGCUCCCUUCUUUCACCAAGAUGAUAUUAGGUCAGUGGAAAAUCAUCUUCCUCUCAGAUGAAAAUAACAUUAAGACAAAUUUUUUUUUUUUCAUUCAUAGCAGACUAGCCAAGAUGCACUUUCUAAAUAUUCUUCUAGGUUUUAGAGAAGACUUCUCUGGUCAGAGUUUGGUGGGGAAAGGCAUAAGUAGCUAAAUAAUUAUUGGUCAAUGGCAUGUGAGUAUAAGACUUGAAAAUUAUCUGGGAAUAUAGAGCUAAUAAUCAAAUAAACAUGGAAAGAAUGAAGAACUUUUAGGAAGGAAGAGAGAAAUAAGAGAAAAAGGCAUAUGUAAAUAUUAUGAUUUUUCUUAUUCUACCUAAUAAUACUGCUCAGCAGAAAUUCUCAAUUUUGUGAGAAAAAGUAAACAACUUGGUGAAUAUUCAAGGUAUAGUUCAUCUUCAACUUUUUGUAUGAAAAUAAUCAUGACUUUCUCAAGAUAAUGGCUCCACAUAGGUAGAUGUUCUUAUAACAAA
Molecule: messenger RNA, 8320 nt
Organism: Balaenoptera acutorostrata (minke whale)
Lineage: Eukaryota; Metazoa; Chordata; Mammalia; Artiodactyla; Balaenopteridae
Gene: KCNH5
Product: potassium voltage-gated channel subfamily H member 5
Exons: 12
Coding region: 732-3773 (1013 amino acids)
Biological process (GO): potassium ion transmembrane transport; regulation of membrane potential
Cellular component (GO): membrane
Molecular function (GO): voltage-gated potassium channel activity
Source: RefSeq, a predicted model, not a curated record